Messenger RNA from Rubroshorea leprosula, 414 nucleotides. NCBI's taxonomy places the organism in Eukaryota, Viridiplantae, Streptophyta, Magnoliopsida, Malvales, Dipterocarpaceae. The record is from the annotation of a GenBank genome assembly.
ACAGAUCUCUAAUGUACCAUAUGUAGUCAUGAUGUGGUUGACUACCCCUCCUAUUGGUUUCAUCAAGUUGAACACCGACGGCUCUGCACUUGGUAACUCGGAUCUUGCUGAUGCGGGUGGAGUGCUUAGAGAUGAUCUUGGUAGGCGGAUCCUGGGGUUCUCCCGUCAUGUUGGGCACAUCACCAGUUUAGUUGCUGAACUUUGGGCAAUUCGAUAUGGGUUGUCUAUUGCCUUAAGCAAAGGUUUUAACAAACUUGUUCUUGAAACUGAUUCAAAGGUUGCUAUGACUCUGAUUGACAAAUGUAAUUGUGAUUAUCAUUCAUUGGGCCACAUUCCUGAUAUGUAGCUCAAACAUAUACAUAGGGAGGCUAAUGCUGUUGCAGAUCAAUUAGCUAAGAAAGAGUCAAGUUUACU